AAAAUUGACAUAGUGAGCUGUCAUUUUCUGUCUAUCGAACGAUUCAUCACAGUUGAUUUUCUAAAACAAUAGUGUAAUUGGUAAAUACACAACAAAAAGAUGUUUCGGGUGAAUAAUUUUGAUAAAUUACUCGAUAAAGCAACUAGUAAUCUACGCCUGGAGCCCGAUUGGCCAACAAUAUUGCAAAUUUGCGACUUAAUUAGACAAAAUGAUUGUUCCCCUAAAUAUGCAGUUGCUGCUGUCAAAAAGAAACUUUACUCCCAGAAUCCCCAUCAAGCUAUGUUUGCUCUCCUCACAUUGGAGAGCAUUGUAAAAAAUUGUGGAUCUGGAGUGCAUGAUGAAGUAACAUCAAAGGCCUUUUGUGAAAUGCUCCGAGACUUAGUGAAGUCAACUCAACAUGAAAACCUCCGUAGCAAAAUUUUGGAACUGAUACAAGCUUGGGCGUUUGCCUUCCGGAACUCACCAAAAUACAGAGCUGUACAGGACACAGUGAACAUUCUAAAAGCAGAAGGAUACAAGUUCCCAGCACUAAAAGAAUCUGAUGCAAUGUUCUCUGCAGAUACUGCACCGGAAUGGGCAGAUGGGGAAGUCUGUCACAGGUGCCGUGUACCUUUCACGUUAAUAGUACGACGCCAUCAUUGCCGAGCUUGUGGUCAGGUGUUUUGUCAACAAUGCAGCUCAAAGACAUCCACUCUGCCUAAAUUUGGUAUUGAAAAAGAGGUUCGAGUAUGUGAUGCAUGUUAUGACAAAGUGAGCCGUCCUCCGUCUACAACUGCCAAGCCUAAAGCAGCACCUACUGAAACCACUAGUGCAACACCAAAUCAGCCACAUGAAAAAACUAAAGAAGAGUUGCAAGAGGAGGAGGAAUUGCAGCUCGCGCUUGCUUUGAGUCAGUCCGAAGCCGAACAGAAGGAGAAAGAACGAAGGUCGCGCUCUCUCGUGGCACCCGAAACAUCCUUGCAUCCCACUGUAUCUCCGAGUGUGUCGUCGGUGAGCGCGUCUCCGGAGCACAGCACGGCGGGCAGUUCGGAGCUGGCGCGGUACUUGGACCGCGGGUACUGGGAGCAGCGGCUGGCGCGCGAUGCCGGCCCCGCGCCUGCGCCAACCGCGCCUUCCUCGCACGCUUCCCACGAACCCAACGAGCCGGAGUUUUCGAAGUCAUCUACGAAUAAAGCUCAAGAAGACGAUGCCGAAGAUAAGGAGAUUGACGAAUUUAUCGAAUCCCUCAAGUCUCAAGUCGAGAUAUUUGUUAACAGAAUGAAGAGUAACUCUUCACGAGGUCGAUCCAUCGCUAACGAUACGUCAGUGCAGACAUUGUUCAUGAACAUCACCGCGAUGCAUUCACGUCUGCUGCGCUACAUACAGCAGCAAGACGACAAGCGCGUCUACUUGGAGAGUCUGCAGGAUAAAGUGACGCAAGUGCGCGACAGCCGCGCUGCGCUGGACACGCUGCGCGCGGAGCACACGGCGCGCCUGGCCGCCGCAGCCGAGGCCGCCGAGCGCCAGCGCCAGCUGCAGAUGGCCUCCAAGCUGCAGGCCAUGCGCAAGAAGAAGCACGAGUACCUGCAGUACCAGCGACAGCUCGCCCUCCAGAGAGUACAGGAACAAGAGAGAGAAAUGCAAAUGAGACAAGAGCAGCAAAAACACCAGUACAUGAUGUCUGCAAACAGCUACUACAUGCCGGGUGUCUCCAUGCAUCACUACCAGCCGAACUUCCCCAACCAACCUAUGUAUGCGUCUGCUCAGUUCCAUCCACAAAUGAUGCCCCAAGUGACCACGGAUGGAUCCAUGUCUCUGCCGGGUCAACCGCAAAUGUCGCAAGCCAACCUGGCCAUGGGUGUCAAUCAGAUGGGUCCUCUAUCACAAUCUAUGCCCCAGCCGCCGAAUACGUACGCGAUGACCACAUCGGGGAUGACGCUGACGCAGCCUCCGACCGGCCUGCAGUCGGCGAUGAGUCAGCCAAAUCGGCCCACGCUCGGCCAGCAAAUGCCGCUGCAGCAGCAAAUGAUAAUGCAACAGAUGCACCAAAUGCGAAUGCCCAUGCAGCCCGGCGUGCACCAAAUGAUCAACCCGAACGUUGCGAAUGGAUACAACGUACCGACCUCUCAACAAAAUACACAGCAGUCACAACAAAUGCCAAAGCAAGCUCUCCCGAACCAACCCCAAAAUGUCAUGCCUCAAAUGUCCAUGGGACAGAACAUGGCUCAACCGUUAAAUCCUGCAAACUCGUUAUUGGGCAUGCAAAUGCAAAACAUGCGAAUGUCGAUGAUGCAAGCGAAUCCGCAAAAUACCAAUCCACAACAAUAUUCCGUGAACAUGCAAAGUCAACAAAAUAAUCCACAAGCUAGCACGCAAAUGCCAAACAUCUCUCAGUCGUCUCAAAUGCCCAUGGCCAGUCAAAAUAUGCCUAUGCCAGGGCAGCAAAUGUUGCAAGGGCAAGCUUUAGCACAGAGCCAAGCAACUAACAACCAAAACCAAAAUGUACUUCCUUCUGUGCCACAAGUAGCUCAAGGUGCUACUCAGAUACCGCAAUCUCAACAAAACCAAUACUCCCAAGGUCAACAAGGUCAACCUGGCCAGCAAAUGAUGAUGCACGGACAACAAAUGAACAUUCCACAGCAAAAUCAACAUAACUUAAGUCAGGGACAACAAUUGCCACAAAAUCAAAUGCAACAACAAGUACAGGGUCAGCAAAUGAUGCACGGCCAUCAAAUGAAUCAACAAAUGAUGGCUAAUAAUUUACCUCAACAAAUGCAAAUGCAACCACAAAUGGGACAGCAAAUCCCUGGUCAACAACAAAUACACUCUCAAGGUCAGCAGAUGCCUCAAGGACAACAGAUGCCACCUCAAGGGCAACAAAUGUCAUCUCAAGGACAACAAAUGGCAGCUCAAGGGCAACAGAUGCCUCCUCAAGGUCAACAAAUGCCUCCUCAGGGACAGCAAAUGCCACAGCAAGGGCAAGUACAGCAAGGUCAACAAGUACCACAAAAUUUUCAAGGUCAACCUAUGAAGAUGCAACAACAGAACUUUACUAAUGGCCCACAACCUCAACAACAAAAUCCUAAUCAGCAGGCUCAGAGCCCUAACAAAUCUGAGCAUAACAACAACACUGCAGAGUUGAUAAGUUUUGACUGAACAAAAGUUUUUAGUUAAUAUGGAGAGAUAAUAUAUUUAUAUCACAAUGACUGGGAUCUUAAUAAUUAUUUGGAUAAUUGAGAAUGUUUUACAUAAUAUGUACACAAUAAAUUAUGGAACAUUUAGAAAUGUGAUAAGUGGUUGGAGAUUAAGCCAAAAUAAUGCUUUAUGAACCAUAUGUAUAACUUUAAAACAACAUUUAUAUGACUAUAUGAUUGAAAUCCCUUUCAAAUCAUACCGGUAUAAAACAGUUAUUCAUUGCUAUAUUAUUUUAGGUUGUUUAGACAACUAGAGUUAUUUGGAUGUAAUAAGAAAAACUAGUUCUGUGGCAUCAAAGCAUCCCUUUAAUACUGGGUCUGGUUCGAACCACAGUUUUUACAUAUACCCAGAAGAAAUACAUGUUUUUUUCUUACACUAAUUUGAAUAAAUUAACAGUUUUAAGAUUUAUUCAUGCUUACAAUAUUAUAGAGUUAGAACUACUGCAUUGUAAUCUUAAAUUUUAUCAUCACAGAAUUCUAUUCACCUAAAGUUUAAUAUUCAGGUAGUGUCCUAGGUUUAACAAUGGCCUUGUAAUCUAUGUAAAUGUGCAAACAUGUAUAAAUACGUCAGUCGUAGUUAUCUAGAUAUUAUAUUAUGAAAAUAAUAGA
Messenger RNA from Papilio machaon (common yellow swallowtail), 3782 nucleotides. It is a transcript of the gene Hrs, whose product is annotated as hepatocyte growth factor-regulated tyrosine kinase substrate. Gene Ontology annotation, molecular function: ubiquitin binding; phosphatidylinositol binding; metal ion binding. Bases 100 to 3135 code for a protein of 1011 amino acids. The transcript is spliced from 13 exons. NCBI's taxonomy places the organism in Eukaryota, Metazoa, Arthropoda, Insecta, Lepidoptera, Papilionidae. The record is from RefSeq and is a predicted model, not a curated record.